Lampris incognitus (smalleye Pacific opah) is the source of this 1599-nucleotide messenger RNA. RefSeq names its product excision repair cross-complementation group 1 (gene ercc1). Gene Ontology annotation, biological process: meiotic mismatch repair; UV-damage excision repair; nucleotide-excision repair. Bases 60 to 1178 code for a protein of 372 amino acids. NCBI's taxonomy places the organism in Eukaryota, Metazoa, Chordata, Actinopteri, Lampriformes, Lampridae. The record is from RefSeq and is a predicted model, not a curated record. Gene Ontology annotation, molecular function: single-stranded DNA binding; damaged DNA binding. The transcript is spliced from 9 exons. Gene Ontology annotation, cellular component: ERCC4-ERCC1 complex; nucleus; nucleotide-excision repair factor 1 complex.
UCUGCUCUCAUCGUUUAUGCCUGAUCGUUGUUUAAGGAAGAAGAUGAAGGGGGGAUGUUAUGAGAAACGUGUGGAACGAAGUGAAGAAGUGUUAUGCCGCUAUUUGUAAAGCCUUCAAUAUGGAUACGGAGAAGAAAAGAUUUAAUAUCAACUUGGACGACUCUGCGUUUACAAAAGAAAGAACGCCCAUAAAGCCACAGUUUCCACCGUCAUGCAAAGGAGCAAAAAGUUCACCAUCCACAUCUGCAUCUUCAACGAGUCAACCAUUGUCUUAUGCUGAAUUUGUCAUCCAGCGUAACAAACCUGCCCUUGAUCCAAAAAUGCCCCCCGCCCCUCAGGGAGAGUGUAUCUCCAAGCAGGCGACGGAUGCGAGCACCGGAGUCAGCAGCACUGACAAACAACUGCCAAAUGCAGCCAUGAUCCAGGCUGAAGGAGAAUAUGAUGAAGGGUGCGUAAGCAAAGGGGAGAAGGAGGAGACUCGCACAGCUGCAGAUACACAAAAACAGAUCGAAGGUCAAAUGUCAGCGGCAGGCCCUAACCUGGGCCCUAAACCGGUAGGGUCGGGGAGCAGCAUCAUCGUCAGCCCCCGACAGAGGGGAAAUCCCAUUCUAAAGUUUGUGAGGAGUGUACCGUGGGAGUUUGGAGAAGUUGCACCAGACUAUGUCUUGGGACAGACGACAUGUGCUCUCUUCCUGAGUCUGCGAUACCACAACCUUAAUCCUAACUACAUUCAUGAGCGGCUCAAGCAGCUUGGACAGACCUUCACCCUCCGAGUGUUACUAGUUCAAGUGGACGUGAAAGAUCCUCAUCAUGCACUGAAAGAACUGGCUCGCAUGUGCAUCAUGGCUGACUGCACUCUCAUCUUAGCUUGGAGUCCAGAGGAGGCAGGACGCUACCUGGAAACCUAUAAGUCCUAUGAGAAGAAACCAGCUGACAUCCUGAAAGAGCAUGUUGAGAGAGACUACCUGUCAAAGGUGACUGACUGUCUGACCACCGUGAAGUCAGUUAACAAGACGGAUGCCAUGACCCUCCUGUCCACCUUCUCUUCUGUAGAGGGAAUCAUCAAUGCCUCCAAAGAUGACCUGGUUCUCUGUCCUGGCCUUGGACCACAAAAAGCAAGACGACUCUAUGAUGUUCUUCACCAGCCCUUCCUCAAAUUCAAGAACAAAGACAGCUGAAAUAUUUUCAGUAAAGGACCUGUGAUGGGCACCGUUAAAUACUUUCAAUUUAUACAACAUCUUGCAAGCGCUUCUUCAAACCAAGUGUAAACUAUAUAUAUAUUCUAGUUGAAUGUGAAGAAACAAACAAAAUGUACUGAGAAGAGACUUUCUUUUUUGGGGGGAGGGGGGGGAAGCAAAAAACAGAAUGGCAUUAGAAACAACCAGAUUCUUAUUCUUUGAUUUCACUCUCAAUGGACUUAAUGUAAGAGGACUGGUGCUAUAAAACCACCACGUUUCCUUUAUUUUAAUGACAGUUGACAGUUUUGAUUUGUUCCAAACUUCUUAAACAUGCUAUUAAGCUUUAAACAGUAUAAGCUGUUAAGUACACUGACUUUGCCAUGAGUAAAAAUGAAUGUUUUGUAUUAAAAGAAAACAAUGU